AUGGGAGGAAGAAUACGUGUAACGGACAGAACGGUGGAUUUCAUGCGACAGAUCCGGAGCAACGCGAGACAUAUUUCCCAGAAACAGCAAAAGUUGAACGAGAUUAAUGACGAGAUUACAAGCGACGAAGACAGAAUAGAGAGGCUGCUACAGGAGUAUGACGAAGUGCAGGAAGAAACUGGGGGCAAGGAUCAGCUAGACGCGAUCAAGCAAAUCGGAUCAGAUCUUAAGAAGCUCGACAGUCUGAAGGUGAGCCUUGCCGAAGAACUCAGCAACCAUAAGUCAAGUCGUUUGUUUUUCCGGGAACUCUUGGAGGACGAAAUCUGGCUGGCAUUGAUACAGAGCGGGCAGGUAAGACCUGAUGAUGACAUCUCAGAUUCAGGAUUGAGCCCGCAUGGGCAAAGCAUGGAAGACAGUUGCCAUCCAAUAAACAGCCAUCAUGACGUCGUACUUAGGCAAAACGAUCCAGAUGCUGGGCAGGACUGCGCAAUGAACGACGACCCUGACACCACCAGAGAACAGAUGCGAAAAGCAAUGUCUUUACUGGAAGCCACAAGGAACAACGUUCAAGAUGUCGGCAUGAGGUUUCGUCAGCUCGACAGACUCUGCGAGGAACAACGGCGAGACUUUGAAGAUGGCAUAGUCCCGGAGUGGCAGGACAUGACGAGGACAGAGUUUGACCUUGAGCAACUAGCUCUGAGGAUGGACCUUACCAGGGAGCUUGUGGAAGCUGAAAAAGCUUACAGUGAUGCAGGCCGCUUUGCGGUUGAAGUGGGCUACAGCCCUGACGACUCGAAUCAAUCAUGCCACUUCGUGGAUGAUCCAGAGGACGGUCUCUGUUCUGGUGACAGAUAUGCGACAUUCGUGGAAGAGAAGGGCAUGGAUUUCAUCGAAGCAUGGCGAGAAGGAAUUGCAGCAAACAUUUCGACUUCACCAGUGAGUGCGCAAGGCGACGACUGGGAUGUCGACUCGGUAAACUUUGGAGAAGGUUGUAGCACGCAUGCUGAUGAAUGGUACAAACCCAAGAUCGGGCGCUGGGAGGAUGCACGAGAGCUUGAGAGGAUGAAAUGGCAUAGAGCCGGAAUUGUGGCUCGCCCAGACACAAUGGUUUGUGACCAUACGUCUGUGCUCGAUCAUCAAGACCUAUCAGAGGCGGUGCCUCUCUCAGUCAGCCAAUAUACGGAGACGGAUUCAUCAAGAGCCGGACUCUGGAAGCCUUCGCUUGCUCGUGUGAAAGAGCUGGUGGUGACUGGACAUGCUGCCGUAGCAAGAUUUUCGGCGACUUGGUCGACCCGCUGA
Endocarpon pusillum Z07020 is the source of this 1299-nucleotide messenger RNA. RefSeq lists its product as uncharacterized. The coding region runs from base 1 to 1299 and encodes 432 amino acids. The record is from RefSeq and is a predicted model, not a curated record. The transcript has a single exon. Lineage: Eukaryota; Fungi; Ascomycota; Eurotiomycetes; Verrucariales; Verrucariaceae.